Messenger RNA from Tripterygium wilfordii, 1251 nucleotides. RefSeq lists its product as uncharacterized. The record is from RefSeq and is a predicted model, not a curated record. The coding region runs from base 1 to 1251 and encodes 416 amino acids. Lineage: Eukaryota; Viridiplantae; Streptophyta; Magnoliopsida; Celastrales; Celastraceae. The transcript has 9 exons.
AUGGGUUUCGAACUUUCAUCCAUGUCUCCUUAUGAUAAUCUAAUUUUCAGUCUGCUUGGUGGUAAUAUGAUGGCCGAAAGGGUUACAAUAUUGUUACUGUUUGUGUGUUGUUCUUCCAAGCUUUAUAUUGGAAUUGGAGCAUACGAAUUAUCGAAAGAAGAAGAUCUUGAAUUGGAGGAGCAACUCAAGCUUUUAAAUAAGCCAGCUAUCACAACUAUUGAGACAAUAUAUGGAGAAAAAUAUGAUUGUGUGGACUUUUAUAAACAACCCGCAUUCGAUCAUCCGGCAUUAAAGAAUCAUAAUUUCCAUCCUGAGAUGAUACCAAACUCAUAUCCUGAAGGGAGGAUGUACAAAAAUUCCUCAACAAAUAAUCGAUCAAAAAGUUUGUGGGUUAACGGUGAAGGAUGUCCUGUUGGUACUGUUCCUAUUAAGAAAACAACAAAAGAAGAUCUCAUCAAUGCCAAAUUGGCUUCAAAAAUAUAUGAUAAACAAUAUAACCCUCUCACACAGCAAGAACCAGGAACCCAUUAUGCUAUAUUACACACAAAUUAUGGUACCGGAAGGAAAUUUAAUGGAGGUGGAAUGGAAACAGCCACAUAUAACCCACGACCAGUCACUGGCUCUCAAUACAGCUCUUCUCAAGUAAAGAUUGUGAAUGGUCGAGAUAGUAUAGAAGUUGGAUGGACGGUGAAUCCUACUCUAUAUAAGGAUGAUCGUGUUAGACUUUUUAUUUACACAAAUGCAGGUGCAUCGCGUUGUUUCAAUACGCAUUGCCCUGGAUUUAUAAUCGUUCGAACAGAUGUGCCAAUCGAUCAGAUUCUUGAUCCAAUUUCUCAAAGGGGGAAAAAAUUAUACGGACAAACACUUCUAAUUUAUCGGGAUUCACCAAGUGGGAAUUGGUGGCUUGAGCUUGACCGAGCACAAACUAAAGUUGGAUUUUGGCCGAAAAGUAUUUUUACUGGGUUGACAGACUUAGCUACCUAUAUAGAAUGGGGAGGAAAAGUAUAUGGUCCUCACUUAGCUCCGAGUCCACCAAUGGGUACUGGGUUUAAGUUGGAAGUAAACUUAUUUUGGGAUGCUUUUUGCAGAUUGAUUGUUACUGUAAAUGAAACUUAUCAAAUUAUUGAUGCUACAGAGACAUCAACCUAUGCUGACAUCGAACAAUAUCAAGCAAUAGAUAUGGGCUUUUAUAAUCCUACUUAUCGUCAUUUAAUGUUAUAUGGGGGUCCUGGUGGGUAUAUUGGAAAAUAA